AAUCAUCUUGCUUUCUUUUCACACCUCCAGAAGAAGUAGAAGAAGAAGAAGAGGAGGAAGACUCUUUUGGUACAGUGUUGACAUCUUUUGAAGCCUUUGGUGGUGAUUUUUUUGGUGAGGUUGAUGAAGCCUUUGUUGGCGAUUUUGUUGUUGAUGAAGACUCACUUGAUGAUGCUGGCUUCUUUCUAAACGCUCAAUACGUUCGAAAAUAUCGAUCAAAACGAAAGGCUGAAAAAUUAGGGCAAGAAAUUCUUUAUCAAACAACAACUACAAGUGAUGAAGAUGAAGUUGAAUUCAGAACAGAAGUAGAUGAGGAAGAUUUAAUGGUGGAUGAUGAUUUGAUUGAGAGCGAGAUUGGUUCUGAUAACACCUCGGAAUCAGAUGAUGAGGAUGAAUUCAUAAUGGAUCAACUAGAAGAGGAAGAAGAAGCAAAUCUUAACAGAUCGGCAUCUAUUGGUGAACGGAAUGAUACUGAUAAUAUUAUGGACGUAUUCGAUGGUUCUGUUAUUAAGGAUAAGAUUCAACUUCAUGGCAAUUCAAAUCAAAUCUUUUUGCAGGUGAAUUGGGAUGGAGCGAGUCCUUUUUCAUCCUCUAAAUGGAGCAUGUGGCCUAUUUAUGUUGUUGUUCAAAACUUGCCACCAGAGGUUAGAUAUAAUCCGGAAAAUCUCUUUAUGGUUGGUCUUUGGUACGGAAAGACAAAACCAGGAAAUGUCUUUCUCGACUAUUUUGUACAAGACGUCAAGAGUAUGGAGAAUAAUGAAGUGAUUAUCAAUAAUGGUUCAUGGUUUGUGAACUUUUGUUCAAUAGUAUGUGAUUUGCCAGCAAAGGCUAUUGCAUAUUGCAUGAGUGCUUUUAAUGGUUUAUUUGGUUGUGGAUUUUGUUUAAAUAGUGGUCACAGUAUUCAACGUAGAUGGCAUGAUAAUGAUGAAAGUCUAAACAAGACUGUUCAUUACAAGAAGGAGAUGGACCAAAGUGCUGGACCUAAUCAACAAGCAUGUACGUAUAUCUUUAAUGUAUCAUUCAACUGUAUCAGUGUUUACACUCAAAGGGUAAGAUCGUUCACACCAUGUUGGAUGGCUCUUGUUAUGGAGAAAACUCUCCACCCCAAUAACAUUGUUCAACUCGCAAACAAUAGUUUUGCUGUCAUUGUCAAGUUCCUUGAAAUGCAAGACAAGUUUUACAUUCAUGUGAGGCCUAUUAGGAAUGGUGUGUUGGCCAAUGACAGCCACUCCAUUUCCCCUAGUGAAGUGCUUGGUCCUGCUGUGCUCGUCAAGGAUAUCAAUGAAAAGCUUAUUGUUAGACCCUUACUUAAAUGUCAUGCAAUGCUAUUGAGAUGA
Messenger RNA from Naegleria gruberi, 1337 nucleotides. RefSeq lists its product as uncharacterized. The annotation marks the transcript as partial. NCBI's taxonomy places the organism in Eukaryota, Heterolobosea, Eutetramitea, Acrasida, Naegleriidae. The record is from RefSeq and is a predicted model, not a curated record. The transcript is spliced from 5 exons.